This is a messenger RNA of Prorocentrum cordatum, 747 nucleotides long. The record is from the annotation of a GenBank genome assembly. NCBI's taxonomy places the organism in Eukaryota, Dinophyceae, Prorocentrales, Prorocentraceae.
AUGGUGCGGAACUGCCCGAACCCCAAGUACAACCCGGUUUUCGGGUCUUCUGGCCAUCUCGGCGUCCGAGUUGCUGGGGCACGUGCUAGGCUUGGCGGCGCGCACAAAGAAGGCUUCGUGGAGCCGGGCCUCUUCCUGCCCGCGCAGCAGGCGCGGCAGGCCGCGGAGGCCGGCGAGGGCGCGGGCGGGGACGGCGGCCCGCGGGGCCCGGUGCUGGAGGACGGCCUCGCGGCCCUCACAGGCCUGCUGAGCUUCUUCCCCAACUCGCGGCCGCUCGCCGCGGAGGUCUGCCGUGCGCUGGUGCGCGCGCGCGUGGCCUGGGCCUCGCGGGCCGCGCCGGGGGGCAGCGGCCCGCUGCUGGGCAUCCUGGGGGCCCUGAGCGCGGGGGAGGCCAUCGUCAGGCUGGCGAACCGCUUCCCAGAGAACGUGGCCGUCGUCAAUGAGGCGGCGCUGGCUAUGGGCGUGCUGGGCGGCUUCGGCCCGGUCGUGGACCUGAUGCGGGGCCGGCCGGCGUGCCUGGUCGCCCAGGAGGCGGGGUGUUGCGCGUUGGUGGAGAUGUGCCGCCUCGGCUCGGCAGCCAUGGACGCCGUGCGCCACGAGGACGACGUGGCGCCGGCGCGGGUGGUCUUAGAGCAGGCGCGGGCGCGCUUCCAGAGCGUCGGCGCGGCCGGCGGCAUGCUCUCGCGGGCGGAGCUCGCCCUCGGCAUGCUGUCGGCGCUGGUUGCGCCGCCCGGAGGACCGGCGUGA